Molecule: messenger RNA, 2951 nt
Organism: Artibeus jamaicensis (Jamaican fruit-eating bat)
Lineage: Eukaryota; Metazoa; Chordata; Mammalia; Chiroptera; Phyllostomidae
Gene: ABRAXAS2
Product: abraxas 2, BRISC complex subunit
Exons: 9
Coding region: 1-1275 (424 amino acids)
Biological process (GO): protein K63-linked deubiquitination; mitotic spindle assembly; attachment of spindle microtubules to kinetochore
Cellular component (GO): nucleus
Molecular function (GO): microtubule binding; polyubiquitin modification-dependent protein binding
Source: RefSeq, a predicted model, not a curated record
AUGAUGGGGGAGUUGGAGAUUUCCAUCAUGGCGGCUUCCAUUUCGGGCUACACCUUCAGCGCUGUGUGUUUCCACAGCGCCAACAGCAACGCCGACCACGAAGGAUUUUUGCUGGGAGAGGUAAGACAAGAGGAAACCUUUAGCAUCAGUGACUCACAAAUUAGCAACACAGAGUUUCUGCAAGUCAUCGAAAUCCAUAACCAUCAGCCUUGUUCAAAACUUUUUAGUUUUUAUGACUAUGCAAGCAAAGUUAAUGAAGAGAGUUUGGACAGGAUUCUCAAAGAUCGGAGAAAGAAAGUCAUCGGGUGGUACCGAUUCCGGCGGAACACGCAGCAGCAGAUGUCCUACAGAGAGCAGGUCCUCCACAAGCAGCUCACCCGCAUCCUCGGGGUGCCCGACCUCGUCUUCCUCCUCUUCAGCUUCAUCUCCACCGCCAACAGCUCCACUCACGCUCUAGAGUACGUUCUCUUCAGACCAAAUCGAAGGUACAAUCAGAGGAUAUCCCUGGCGAUUCCCAACCUAGGCAACACCAGCCAGCAGGAGUAUAAAGUAUCCUCGGUGCCAAAUACAUCUCAGAGUUAUGCCAAAGUUAUUAAAGAACAUGGUACUGACUUCUUUGACAAGGAUGGAGUAAUGAAAGACAUCAGGGCGAUUUAUCAGGUUUAUAAUGCACUUCAGGAGAAAGUGCAGGCAGUGUGUGCAGAUGUAGAAAAGAGUGAGCGAGUAGUCGAAUCAUAUCAAGCAGAAGUGAACAAAUUAAGAAGACAAAUAACUCAGAGGAAAAAUGAAAAAGAACAAGAAAGAACGUUGCAGCAGGCCGUGAUGAGCAGGCAGAUGCCGUCUGAAAGUUCUGAGCAGGCGCUCAGCCCGCGGACGCCCUGUGCGGGCUUUGCAACUGAAGGUAGAAGUACACUGGCCGACGCAGAGGCCUCUGACCCCCCUCCCCCUUACUCUGAUUUCCACCCAAACAAUCAAGAAAGUACUUUGAGCCAUUCUCGCAUGGAGACGAGUGUCUUCAUGCCUCGACCUCAAGCUGUGGGCUCUUCCAGUUACGCUCCCAGCAGCGCCGGACUGAAGUACUCGGGAGCUGGAGCAGACCUUCCUCCUUCCCAGGGAGCCGCUGGAGACAGCGUGGAGGAAUCAGACGACAGCGACUACGAAAAUUUGAUUGACCCUGCAGAGCCCCCUAAUAGCGAAUACUCACACGCGAGGGAUUCUCGACCUGUGACACAUCCCGACGGGGGCUCCAGGAACACUCAGACGUCCCAGAUUUAACUGAACAGAGGAAACUCUCCCCGCUCUCUUCGUCGCUUAUUCAGAGAGGGUUCGGAGGAUGCAGUCUGGAAGGGAGAACUGCUUUCUCGGACCCCUGGGCUCCCAGAGAGUCCCGGGCACAGAACUGGGAGGGGCCUCGCCUCCGAAGGGCCUCACCUGCCGACGCCGUGUCAGGUGUCGCGACAGAAUCACUAAGAUCAUCAAAUCGUCCUCAUUCUGGUGCGAUUCAUGGAUGUACUGGUAAAUUUAGGCAGAGAGAAACUUAUCACCGUAGUUUCUGUUCUUUAAAAUAAAUUGGUAAUUAGAGACUAAGCACAAUUAGUCUAUAAAUGUUCUAUAAAUCAAAAACUUACCUCUUGCACUAUCAUGCCUUGAAAUUUACUUUUUCAAAGGGAAAUGAGUUUAGCAGCAGCCUUCAAAGACCCUUCUUUCUAUGAUGAGCCAAAUUCAUCUUUGCCGGAAAAGAAAUUUUGAUCCUUUGAAGGAGCCUGGUUGGAACAAAUCGGAUGUAGCUUCUCUUGUCUGCAUGACUCUGAGAUCAAAAGAGAAGGCUUCGUUUUCACUUUUUCUACUAGCCUGAUAUGUAUUGUCACUUAAAAUGGUUGCCUUUAAAAACAUGUAGAAAUACUAAUUACCAGUAAGUAAUCAUCCAAAUACGUAUGUCAUAAAAUAAAUUACUUAUUUUCCUUUUGUGGAAUCACAGUGAGUGCUGUGUUGCACCAGCCACAUUUACAGUCUCUGUUCUGGGGCCUUGAGUGAAGGGCAGUCACCAGUGGGCCCCAGGAGGGGUCAGGUUCCGACCCGAGGUGUGUGAUGAGCAGACUCCAGACACAGUGAGUUUAGCCGAGUUCACACAUAAGGCAUCUAACUCGUUUAGACCUUCCGACAAAUCCUAGUGGUGGUUUUGUUUGUGGAGAAAAGACGUUUCGUAAGCUGUCGGAAUCUCGGUGAAUGAACACUCGUUUCCAAUCUGAGUAACCACACUUCUUAAAGCUGCCAGUCAGAGGAUAAUUGUGGAAUGUGUUGAGAGUUCCUGUUGGGAUGCACUUAUAUUUUUAUUUAAUUAGUGCUUGUUUUCUAGUUUUGCCCAGAGCGUGUGAUGCCACUGCAGACAUUCAGGAGCAUUUUAGGCUCCUGGUUUGGGGACGACAAGACCCACCGUUUAUGGCAAGGUCAGCCCACGAAGUGAAUGCUUUGGAACAUGACUGCCUUGCCUUUGGACUAGUUAAAACGCGGGAAAAUAAGGAGGUUGUCAGAGAGGCUCCUGAUCCAGGUUCUGAGAGAGCAGUUUCAUUUUGCAGAAGAGAGGUUUGCUCACUGAGCCAGUGCCAGUGCUCAAGCAGACAACACACACUGAAAAUGAAACACCGAAACUGCCGUUCUUUUGACGCCCAUCUGCGGGGUCUGUGUUUUCUAGUCUCCUGUUCUGUUGGCCUUAAAGCACUGCCGUUUGAUUGGAAACGCCACAGACCACUCACCUGCAAAUGUGCUCUGUUUCAGCACCUGCUAGGGCUUCCUCCCCAGUGUGAGUUUAAUUUUCUUUUAAGUGCCAUUGCCAUCUGCCCUGUUCCUAUUUUGACAUUCAGGAAUAUAUUUUUAUUUUAUGCCAUACCGAAGUCUACAAUGUGUAUCUGACGAAGCAGUUAAAUGUGACAAUAAAAACUUAUUUAAUCAUG